This is a messenger RNA of Haliotis rubra (blacklip abalone), 1501 nucleotides long. Its product is annotated as carbohydrate sulfotransferase 15-like. Gene Ontology annotation, biological process: hexose biosynthetic process. The transcript is spliced from 8 exons. Gene Ontology annotation, molecular function: N-acetylgalactosamine 4-sulfate 6-O-sulfotransferase activity. The record is from RefSeq and is a predicted model, not a curated record. Lineage: Eukaryota; Metazoa; Mollusca; Gastropoda; Lepetellida; Haliotidae. The coding region runs from base 275 to 1390 and encodes 371 amino acids.
GAGUUGAGAGUAAUAAUUUGAAUAAAUACGGUCGGGAAACAAAUAUACGGCGUUUGAGCAGAUGCUAGUUUGUGGAUAAGUGCGGUACGUAAACAUAGUUAAAUAUUAGUUUAAAGGCAAAGCGGUUGGUUGUGUUGGAGCAAUACAGACGCAUUCAGUUCUCGGACAGAGCAAGUCACGAUGAAGGUAAACUUCGGACAACGGGUGAUACUGAUUCUGGUUGUUUGCGCUUCAUUAUGGCUUGUGGCAUGGCACGGCAGUAGAAUGACCAUUUAUGGCAUCAAGAAGAACAUGUCUUCACAUGGUUACCUAUCUGAAUCCAAGAGAAGUAGACAAUGAGUCAGAGAAGCAUGGAAUGCGGUGUGUUGGAGGAGGGGCACACAUGGCAGAGGAUCUAUUCUGUAUGGACAGACCCAAAUAUCUGCCCAACUUUAAGAACCCCUGCUGGUACGCAAAAGAGAAUGGGAAGAUUCGUCUCAAGUGCGUCCCAUACUAUCAUAUUCUUGGAGUGGCCAAAUCGGGGACCACCGACCUCGCCUACCGCAUAAGGGCCCAUGAAGACGUCCUCGAGUGCAACGAUUGUCUUAGGGGAAAGGAAACGUUCUACUGGUGCCGUAGAAGAUAUGGUUAUAAUGUCAACAUGGAAAGUAUGACACAGUGCAACUUCAUUUGCUUUCAAGAAAAGUUUGCUAAAGCGGCACAACAGAUAGAAGAGACAACUACAGAAACAGGCUACCACAACAUGAUUACAGGGGACGCAACUCCGUCAGAUUUUUCCGAUUUCCGAGGUUGGCCAAAAAUACCCCAAAAUGCAGGAUUUGAGAAACCGGUGAUUAUGACACCCCAUCUUAUGAGACACGUGUAUACAGAUCCAAAGUUCAUCCUCAUCCUAAGAAAUCCAACUGACAGGUUAUAUUCUGACUACAUUAUGUUGGGUGGACGUUCAGCUGCAGAUUUCCAUAAGGCUGUGAGUGGAGAUAUUCGGAUCGAGGAGAACUGUAUGAAGAACCACACUGUGGAGCAAUGUCUGUACAGCCUGGACAUAGCACAAAGACUUCAGACACGUAUUUUCUUAGGGUGUUAUUCAGUGUUCAUGCGAGAAUGGCUGAAGGUUUUCCCCAGAGAGCAAUUCCUUAUAUUGCGAACUGAGGACCAUGAUCAAGAUCAAAAGGCUCAGCUAGCAAAAGUGUUCAACUAUCUGAAUCUGAAUUAUACCGAAGAGUCGAUGACUUCCAUUGCUAACGUGCCUCAUAAACGGGUCAGUAAGAAGAAGAUACUUAAGGGACAUAUGCUAGAAAAGACCCGUGCCUUGCUGGACAAUUUUUACAGCAGAUACAAGAAGGAUUUGGCAGAUAUACUACAGGACAAGAGAUUUCUGUGGUUGACAUAGCUUAUAUGUGGUUAUUAUAUCCUAAACAAUGAAGAUCAUAUGAAUAUACAUUCCAAAGAUAUAUGUGUAACAUAUUGUAUCAUAUAGGUGAAAUAAACACUUUCACCGAUA